Messenger RNA from Dendrobium catenatum, 872 nucleotides. RefSeq lists its product as uncharacterized. The record is from RefSeq and is a predicted model, not a curated record. The transcript is spliced from 3 exons. NCBI's taxonomy places the organism in Eukaryota, Viridiplantae, Streptophyta, Magnoliopsida, Asparagales, Orchidaceae. Bases 59 to 682 code for a protein of 207 amino acids.
UCUUGUUCCUUUCCUCUUCUUCUCAAGUCUCAAUACCGAGCUCUCAAGCACGCUAACAAUGGCGUCCGCAAUCCCCAAAGCUCUGCUCUUUCUCUUUAUUGCUUCUACCCUCUUCUGCUCCUGCGUGCUCGGAGGGAUCACGUGCGAGCAGCUGGAUAGCAGCAAGUGCGCGUUCGCGGUUUCGUCCUCCGGUCUGCGUUGCGUGCUUGAGAAGAACGUGCGAGGCGGUGGUCGGGAGGUCGAGUACUCCUGCCGGAAUUCCGGCGUGGCGGCGACCGACGUGACGGACUGGAUUGAGACGGAUGAGUGCGUGAAAGCCUGCGGGCUAGACCGCAACACCGUCGGAAUCUCAUCCGAUUACUUGGCCAACCGGCGGUUCCAGCGGCGGCUCUGCUCGUCGGAGUGUUAUGACAGUUGUCCUAACGUCGUUGAUCUCUACGCCAACGUCGCCUCCGGCGAAGGUGUUUCCCUGUCGAAAUUGUGCGAAGUAAUGACCAAACGACGCGAAAUGAUCGAAACAAACAGCUCCGGCGGAUCCGAAGGCGACGAUACUGAGUCGACGGCGGCCGCGCCGUCUGUGGGAAGAAAGCUAAUAGGAUGGUACGCAUCGGCUCCGCAGAACGGAAGGAAACUGAUAGCUUUUUAUGAUGCAGAAGAUGAAGAAGCAGCCGCACCUGUUUGAAUCAAGCAAGAGGACAAAGAUCGCAUUACUUAUAUAAAGCAUUUAUGCGGAGCUGAUCUUAGGCGCAUAUGUUGUAUCGCAUAAUAAAAUAUUUGGGUGUGGGAGACUUUUAUUUUGUUUAGGGUUUAGCCUAUUUGAAAUUUGUGUGGUUUGUGACUUUGUAAGAUUAUGUUAAGGGGUUUACUUUAUU